AUGAACCAUCCACGGUGCAAUUGCGUCAUGCUGGAAAGGCGCUACUUUUUCUGGACAUCGACCUGCGUGUUGAAAGCGUUCCGUCAAUCUAGUCCGCCUUUGCUGCUGGAAAAUACGCUGUGCUUCAAUCGGAGCUGGUUUCAGGGCCGCAGCUUCGACGAAACCUCGCUGAACGAGGGCAUGGGCCUGCUUCGCGGGAAGCGAGGCCUCAAGCACCCCGGCAGGCUGGGAAUCCUAGCGAUGCCCGCAGAGGAGCUGCCGUUCCUGUACAUCAAGCACUCAGGCAGCAUGACUGGGGACACCAUGGCGAGUGGCGUAGAUGCAGGCGGAGACGAUCGGCCUUUGAUGGGAUUGGCCAGGGCACUGCUGGCACAACGCUUUGCAGCACUACCUAGCUGCCAGUGGCACACACAGAUUUUGGCCCACGUCCGGGGAAGCCUUCGAGAUGAAAUCAAGCAGAAACUUGGAGAGCUGCGUGCCACUUCAGACGACAGAGCAGCAUCGUAUUUGCGGGAGCUGUUGGCCCAGAGCGCGUCGAGCUCGCAAGGACUUCUCCAGCAGAUCGAAGAUUUGUGCGAGUCGCUCGAAGUGCCCCGAGAGAGCACGCGCGAAGAAACAAAGCUGCUGGCCGCUGGCCGAGGCGUCAGUUCUUGA
This is a messenger RNA of Effrenium voratum, 654 nucleotides long. The record is from the annotation of a GenBank genome assembly. Lineage: Eukaryota; Dinophyceae; Suessiales; Symbiodiniaceae.